Messenger RNA from Oncorhynchus keta (chum salmon), 1155 nucleotides. Its product is annotated as histidine-rich glycoprotein-like. The transcript is spliced from 3 exons. The coding region runs from base 1 to 969 and encodes 322 amino acids. NCBI's taxonomy places the organism in Eukaryota, Metazoa, Chordata, Actinopteri, Salmoniformes, Salmonidae. The record is from RefSeq and is a predicted model, not a curated record.
AUGGAAAGCAUCCACCAGGCAAACCAUCACAUCAACCAUCACAACAUCAACCAUCACAACGUCGACCAUCACAACAUCAACCGUCACAACAUCAACCGUCACAUCAACCAUCACAACAUAAAACAUCACAUCAACCAUCACAACAUCAACCGUCACAACAUCAACCAUCACAACGUCGACCGUCACAACAUCAACCGUCACAACAUCAACCGUCACAACAUCAACCGUCACAACAUCAACCGUCACAUCAACCAUCACAACAUCAACCGUCACAACAUCAACCGUCACAACAUCAACCGUCACAUCAACCAUCACAACGUCGACCAUCACAACAUCAACCGUCACAACAUCAACCGUCACAACAUCAACCGUCACAACAUCAACCGUCACAUCAACCAUCACAACAUCAACCAUCACAACAUCAACCGUCACAACAUCAACCGUCACAACAUCAACCGUCACAUCAACCGUCACAUCAACCAUCACAACAUCAACCGUCACAACAUCAACCGUCACAUCAACCAUCACAACAUCAACCAUCACAUCAACCAUCACAACAUCAACCAUCACAUCAACCAUCACAACAUCAACCAUCACAUCAACCAUCACAACAUCAACCAUCACAACAUCAACCAUCACAUCAACCAUCACAACAUCAACCAUCACAUCAACCAUCACAACAUCAACCGUCACAACAUCAACCGUCACAUCAACCAUCACAACAUCAACCAUCACAUCAACCAUCACAACAUAAAACAUCACAUCAACUAUCACAACAUCAACCGUCACAACAUCAACCGUCACAUCAACCAUCACAACAUCAACCAUCACAACAUCAACCGUCACAUCAACCGUCACAACAUCAACCGUCACAAUAAUAAUAAUAAUAUCACAUCAACCAUCACAACAUCAACCGUCACAUCAACCAUCACAACAUCAACCAUCACAACAUCAACCAUCACAACAUAAAACAUCACAACAUAAAACAUCACAUCAACCAUCACAUCAACCAUCACAACAUCAACCAUCACAACAUAAAACAUCACAUCAACCAUCACAACAUCAACCAUCACAUCAACCACUCAAAUAUGCCUGAUAUUUACAAACAAACGUGAAUAAUUAUUCGACUUAAAAUAAACCAAAACCUUGAAAUCA